UGGUGUUCAUCAGUGAUGCCAAGAUAAUGCAGGAAUCGUUUGUGAAGCAGGCCUCAGACUUCAGUGAUCGCCCCCGGGAUGUGUUGCCGAUACUCAAGUUUUUGGACGAGAAGGUUGGCAGUGGCGUGAUCCUGAGUAACGGCGUGGCGUGGCAGGAGUUACGUCGCGUCAGUCUGACGGCCAUGAGAGAGCUGGGGGUGGGCAAGAAGAGCUUGGAGGAGAAAGUGAUGGAGGAGACCUCGGUCAUUCUGGAGCAGCUGUCUAGGCUGGAGGGUGCGCCCUACCACAUGAAGCCUAUCCUGUCUAAGGCUACGUCCAACGUCAUUUGUAAUGUCAUCUUUGGAACAAGGUUCCAAACAUGUUUCUGAAGACGUUCAUGGAAACGGACGAAUACGUGAAGGAACUCAUGAAAGGGCACGAAGCGACCUAUGACCCUGACAACAUUCGCGACUUCGUGGAUCUGUUGAUUGAGGUCCGGACGCAGAACAAAGGAAACAGGCACUUCACAGCCACAAACAUGCGUCGGGUGAUCGUAGACUUGUUCACAGCGGGCUCCGACACCACGGCCAAUGCUCUCUACUGGGCCAUGUUGUUGAUGGCCGCUCAUCCGGAGGUACAGAGGAGGUGUCACGAGGAAAUAGACUCGGUUGUCGGCAGAAGUCGCCAGGUAACCAUCGCUGACAAGGCACAGCUGAAGUACAUCGAGGCUACCAUCUUGGAGGUGUUGAGGAUGGGCAUCAUUGCUCCCUUCACUGUGCCCCACUGUGCGGCGAGAGACACAUCUAUCAGGGGCUACCAUAUCCCAAAAGACACAGUCAUCAUCGGGACCAUUUUCCACAUGAAUAGGGACCCCACCCAGUUUCCUGAGCCAGACAAGUUCAAACCCGAACGCUUCCUGGACGACAAGGGGAACCUCAUUAACAGGGACCGGGUGGUUUCCUUCUCUGCUG
Messenger RNA from Aplysia californica (California sea hare), 950 nucleotides. Its product is annotated as cytochrome P450 2H1. The record is from RefSeq and is a predicted model, not a curated record. Lineage: Eukaryota; Metazoa; Mollusca; Gastropoda; Aplysiida; Aplysiidae. Gene Ontology annotation, biological process: xenobiotic metabolic process. Gene Ontology annotation, molecular function: iron ion binding; heme binding; oxidoreductase activity, acting on paired donors, with incorporation or reduction of molecular oxygen, reduced flavin or flavoprotein as one donor, and incorporation of one atom of oxygen. Gene Ontology annotation, cellular component: cytoplasm; intracellular membrane-bounded organelle.